UUAAAUGAAACAGAAGCCUUUGGUUUGGCCAUCUCCACCUCUCCUCUCUAUUUUCAACACGCCUUCCUGUCCUUUCACAACAUUUUCUUUGUUUUCUUCUCUUUUCUCUUUAUCUUUUAAUUUUAAUUUAAAUCAUUUUUUGUUGUUCGGUUUGUCUUCUUUCCUACAUUUUUAAAUUUUGUUUUACUUGCAUCUGCAAUUGAGGUUCUGGUCAAUGCGGCUGGAUUUCUUCCAGAAAUUAGGGUUUUGAUUUUCGAUUUUAAGAUUCGGGGGCUGUUGUUGCAAAUCGAUUGAAGUGAAGAUCUUUUGACCUUUGGGCGUGUUAAUUUGGAAAAUCUGUUGAUUAUCGUCAAAUCGACGAUAAAUCUGGGUAUUAAAAACAAGCCAAAAUCACCGUCAAAAACCACUAGAUUGAGCUAUUGCUCUGAGGUUUUUUGAAGAGAAAUUGAAGAUGGACCAUGUGAUUGGAGGCAAGUUUAAGCUUGGAAGGAAGAUUGGGAGUGGCUCUUUCGGAGAACUCUAUUUAGGUGUAAAUAUUCAAACUGGAGAAGAAAUUGCUGUUAAACUGGAAUCUGUGAAGACCAAGCAUCCACAGCUUCACUAUGAGUCAAAAUUGUACAUGCUUCUUCAAGGAGGAACGGGAAUUCCCCAUCUCAAGUGGUUUGGUGUUGAGGGGGACUACAACAUCAUGGUCAUUGACCUGCUUGGUCCGAGUUUGGAAGAUCUGUUCAACUAUUGCAAUAGGAAGUUUUCUUUGAAAACAGUGUUGAUGCUAGCUGAUCAAUUAAUUAAUAGAGUGGAAUACAUGCAUUCAAGAGGUUUUCUUCACCGUGAUAUAAAGCCUGAUAACUUCUUAAUGGGCCUAGGCCGCAAAGCAAAUCAGGUCUAUAUCAUUGACUAUGGCCUUGCAAAAAAGUAUAGAGAUCUUCAGACUCACAAGCACAUCCCAUACAGGGAAAAUAAGAAUCUCACUGGCACAGCUCGCUAUGCAAGUGUCAACACUCAUCUUGGUGUUGAGCAAAGCCGAAGGGAUGAUUUGGAGUCUCUUGGUUAUGUCCUUAUGUAUUUCCUUAGAGGAAGCCUUCCCUGGCAAGGACUGAAAGCUGGCACGAAAAAGCAAAAAUACGAUAAGAUCAGUGAAAAGAAGGUGUCAACUCCAAUAGAGGUGCUUUGUAAAUCAUACCCAUCUGAGUUUGUUUCAUACUUUCACUACUGUCGAUCAUUGCGAUUUGAGGACAAACCAGAUUAUUCAUAUUUGAAGAGGCUUUUUCGGGACUUAUUUAUUCGAGAAGGGUUUCAGUUUGACUAUGUAUUUGAUUGGACUGUUUUAAAGUACCCUCAGAUUGGUUCCAGCUCUAGAGGAAGGCAUAUCAGUGGGAAGGCGGCUGGAGCUCCAGGACCAUCUGCAGAAAAACCAGAAAGGAUAUCAGUUGGGAAAGAGAUCCGAGACAGAUUCUCUGGUGCAGUUGAAGCAUUUUCCAGAAAAAAUACAUCUGCUACUCCUCAUCGUGAUCAUACAAGACACAAGACAUCAGAGGACUUGCCUACAACCAAGCAUGUGAAUCCUGAUCCUGAUAAAGGACGAAGUUCAUCUCGAUAUGGCAGCACUUCAAGAAAGGCUGUUAUCUCAAGUAGUAAGCCAAGUUCAUCUGGUGAAUUCAGUGAGUCCCGCACUACCAGAUUUAUCUCAAGCAGUGGUAGGUUGUCUACCACUCAAAGGACCCAACCUGGACAUGACUCCACACAAUCUUCUUUAGUCCGCACUUCAGGUGGUAGAAGCAAUCGUGAUGAUCCACUUCGAAGUUUCGAAAUGCUCUCAAUCAGGAAAUGAGUAAAUGGAUGUGAGAAUACAUUGCAUAAGCAUGUAUGAGUACUCUUCAAAGCGGAGAAUCUUACGACUUAUACUCUCUUUUGUAUAUGGGAUAUUAGCUAAUCAACGCCAUAACGUUUCAUUUCACUCAGACCACAUUUCCUGAGUCCGUCUGUACCUCCUACAUCUGCAUUCCUUCUUUCGUUCAAUUUUUUUGGCACCGCUGGAGCUUCAGGCAGGCAAGCCAUUUUAACGAGUUCUAGAAUCCAAGAAAGAGGAAGUUUAUGUCAUGAAAUUUUAUUUUCAUAUAAGACUUGAGUAGCUGUAAUAAAUACUGUUUUUUACAUGUUACCUUUGAGACCAAGAUUGGUAAUUAAUCUAUGUACUUGUUUAAGUAA
Molecule: messenger RNA, 2208 nt
Organism: Mangifera indica (mango)
Lineage: Eukaryota; Viridiplantae; Streptophyta; Magnoliopsida; Sapindales; Anacardiaceae
Product: casein kinase 1-like protein 6
Exons: 15
Coding region: 452-1831 (459 amino acids)
Biological process (GO): endocytosis; signal transduction; peptidyl-serine phosphorylation
Cellular component (GO): nucleus; cytoplasm
Molecular function (GO): ATP binding; protein serine/threonine kinase activity
Source: RefSeq, a predicted model, not a curated record